AUGCCUGUGCCUAACUCAGAAGCUAACGAAUUCCAAGCUUUGCAAGCCCGCAUCGACGCCGAUGCUAAAGAAAUCGAACAGUGGUGGUCCGAGCCCCGCUGGAACAAGACCAAGAGAACUUACUCCGCAAGAGAGAUCGCCAUCAGACGCGGGACUUUCCCUCCUCUGACUUACCCUUCCUCCGUAAUGGCCAAGAAGGUCUACAAAGUGCUAGAGAAACACCACAAGGAAGGUACCGUGUCCCGUACCUUCGGUGCCCUGGACCCAGUCCAAGUCUCCCAGAUGGCCAAGUUCCUAGACACCAUCUACGUCUCCGGCUGGCAGUGCUCCUCCACCGCUUCCACUUCAAACGAGCCAGGCCCGGACUUGGCUGACUACCCUAUGGACACCGUGCCCAACAAAGUCGAACACUUGUUCAAGGCACAGCAGUUCCACGACAGGAAGCAGUGGGAGAACCGCGCUAAGGCCACCUCACAGGAGGAGCUCGACGCCAUGGGACCCGCCAUCGACUACAUGACCCCCAUCAUCGCCGACGCCGACGCCGGCCACGGUGGCCUCACAGCCGUCUUCAAGCUGACCAAGAUGUUCAUCGAGCGCGGCGCAGCCGGUAUCCACAUGGAGGACCAGACGUCCACCAACAAGAAGUGUGGCCACAUGGCCGGCAGGUGUGUCAUCCCAGUCCAGGAGCACAUCAACAGACUGGUCACCAUCAGAAUGUGCGCGGACAUAAUGCACUCCGAGCUGGUGAUCGUCGCAAGAACCGACUCAGAGGCCGCCACGCUGAUCAGCUCCACCAUCGACACCCGCGACCACUACUUCGUCGUCGGCGCCACGAACCCAGAUAUCGAGCCCUUCGCCGAGUACAUGGACAGGGCCAUCAUGGCCGGCGUCUCCGGUGACGAGCUGCAGAAGCUGGAGGCCGCCUGGAUCGAGAAGGCCGGCCUGAAGCUGUUCCACGAGGCCUUCGCCGACGAGGUCAACAAGUCCUCCGUCUCCAACAAGCAAGAGAUCAUCAAGAAGUUCAACGACAAGGUCGGCCCACUGACCGAGACCUCCCACCGCGAGGCCAAGAAGCUCGCCAAGGAACUGCUCGGCAAGGACAUCUUCUUCGACUGGGACUUGCCAAGAGUCAGAGAGGGCCUGUACCGCUACCGCGGUGGCACCCAGUGCUCCGUGAUGAGAGCCCGUGCCUUCGCUCCAUACGCCGACCUGGUCUGGAUGGAGUCCAACUACCCAGACUUCGAGCAAGCCCGCGAGUUCGCCGAGGGCGUCAAGGCCAAGUACCCAGACCAGUGGCUAGCCUACAACCUGUCCCCAUCCUUCAACUGGCCUAAGGCCAUGUCCGUGGACGAGCAGGCCACUUUCAUCGAGAGACUGGGCCAACUGGGCUACAUCUGGCAGUUCAUCACCUUGGCAGGCCUGCACACCACCGCGCUGGCCAUCCACAAGUUCUCCGAGGACUUCGCCAGGGAAGGCAUGAAGGCGUACGCCCAAAACGUCCAGCAGAUAGAGAUGGACGAAGGCGUCGACGUGCUAAAGCACCAGAAGUGGUCCGGUGCCGAGUACAUCGACGGCCUACUGAAACUAGCACAAGGUGGUGUCAGCGCCACCGCGGCCAUGGGCCAAGGUGUCACAGAGGACCAAUUCAAAUCCAACUUGUAA
Nakaseomyces glabratus is the source of this 1662-nucleotide messenger RNA. RefSeq names its product isocitrate lyase 1 (gene ICL1). Gene Ontology annotation, molecular function: isocitrate lyase activity. NCBI's taxonomy places the organism in Eukaryota, Fungi, Ascomycota, Saccharomycetes, Saccharomycetales, Saccharomycetaceae. The record is from RefSeq and is a predicted model, not a curated record. Gene Ontology annotation, biological process: carboxylic acid metabolic process.